AUGCCUACCAAGCACGCAGCCAACGUCAAGCUGAGCGUCCCAACCCAGGACCAGAUCCUGGUGCCAGAGACUCUGCUCAAGAAGCGCAAGAGCCAGGAGAAGGAGCGCGCCGAGAAGGCUGAGCAACGCGAGGCUCGCAAGAAGGAGAGCAAGCAGAAGCGUGAGCAGAUCUUCAAGCGCGCCGAGUCCUACGUCAAGGAGUACCGUGACGCAGAGCGCGAGAAGAUCCGCCUCUCUCGUGUCGCCAAGUCCGAGGGCAGCUACUACGUCCCAGCCGAGCCCAAGCUCGUCUUCGUCGUCCGCAUCAAGGGUAUCAACAAGAUCGACCCAAAGAAGCGCAAGACUCUCCAGCUCCUCCGUCUCCUCCAGAUCAACAAUGGAAUCUUCGUCCGUCUGACCAAGGCCACCUCGGAGAUGCUCAAGAUCGUCGAGCCAUUUGUUGCCUACGGCUACCCCAACCUCAAGUCCGUCCGUGAGCUCAUCUACAAGCGCGGAUACGCCAAGACCAGCCAGAAGCAGCGCAUCCCUCUCACCGACAACGCCAUCAUCGAGGAGCACCUCGGCAAGUACGGCAUUGUCUGCAUGGAGGACCUGAUCCACGAGAUCUACACCGUUGGCCCCAACUUCAAGCAGGCCGCCAACUUCCUCUGGCCAUUCAAGCUCAGCAACCCAACUGGUGGCUUCCGUCCUCGCAAGUUCAAGCACUUCGUUGAGGGUGGUGACCUCGGCAACCGGGAGGAGUACAUCAACGCCCUCAUCCGCCAGAUGAACUAG
Molecule: messenger RNA, 774 nt
Organism: Zasmidium cellare ATCC 36951
Lineage: Eukaryota; Fungi; Ascomycota; Dothideomycetes; Mycosphaerellales; Mycosphaerellaceae
Exons: 3
Coding region: 1-774 (257 amino acids)
Biological process (GO): maturation of LSU-rRNA from tricistronic rRNA transcript (SSU-rRNA, 5.8S rRNA, LSU-rRNA)
Cellular component (GO): cytosolic large ribosomal subunit
Molecular function (GO): structural constituent of ribosome; RNA binding
Source: RefSeq, a predicted model, not a curated record